This is a messenger RNA of Neofelis nebulosa (Clouded leopard), 5642 nucleotides long. RefSeq names its product 5-hydroxytryptamine receptor 3B (gene HTR3B). Gene Ontology annotation, cellular component: neuron projection; postsynaptic membrane; synapse. Gene Ontology annotation, biological process: chemical synaptic transmission; signal transduction; monoatomic ion transmembrane transport. Gene Ontology annotation, molecular function: transmembrane signaling receptor activity; extracellular ligand-gated monoatomic ion channel activity; neurotransmitter receptor activity. Lineage: Eukaryota; Metazoa; Chordata; Mammalia; Carnivora; Felidae. The record is from RefSeq and is a predicted model, not a curated record.
GGCGCGGGUCACGUGACUCAGGCCCCGCCCGCGGCUAACGGUCAGCGGCGCCAGCGUUCCGGGGCUGUUGGCGCCCAGGAAAUGGUUUGGGAAGCGUGGACGACUCGCUCCCGCCCCAGGCCGUCUCGCGGAAGAGUUCAAGCUGCUCUCGGCCUCGGGAAGCUGUCUGGAGCCCGCGCUCUGGACGGUUUCCCACCUGGCAGUAGAGUCGCUUGGGAGUCCAGGAGCUGGAGGGGUUACCCGUCGUUUGUAGGGAGAGGCGGAGGCUGAGCGCCGUGGUCUGGCCAGAGCUACCUAGACGGACCAGACCCCCUCAUCCCUGCUGCCCAGCACCCGCACACACCUGGGUGUGGGGAGUGAGUUGCCGUGUUGUCCCCUUUGCGGUUUUUUGGAGUUCAAACUAGAAUUGCAAUCUAUUUGGUUAAGCCCAAGCCCGAGCCAGCUGCUCCUGACGGCGUAUUAAGAACUCAGUGCCUCCCCCGAUCUGAAAUUGCAAUUUCAACAGUUUGGUGGAAAUCCUAACUACUAACCAUGUUUCACAUUAUUCACGUGUUAUCACUGACCGCCGUUCGGUUGGCACCCAUUUGGCUGUCCCAAAUCUCAGUGUCCCACACUCAGAGGCCUGGUGUGGAAGAGCCCCUUUUUAGCGGUGUGGUUAUGCCAUUUUCCUGAUCUGGGCCUCUGGCGGUAUCUUGGGUGUGAAUUUGGUGUGGAUCGUGGCCUUUCACCCUGUGCUCCUGGCGUUGUUGCCCAUGUGAUUGUGAUGUUUCACCUGCAGGCCUUUCUAGUCUGCCGGUGAGCCCAGCUUGUGGCACCAGGAAACAGGUGCAGAACAGGAGCAGUUCCCGUCGGAAACCUGGCUACUCACAGGACCCGGGGCCAUGACUGCUGCUGCUUUUCACCUGGAGACACAGAGGUUCCCUUUUCCCUGCCAGUUUCUGCCCCUGUCUUUGGAGCAACUGGAACUGAGAGCUGAAGGCUGAGGCUGAUUGACGGAGUAACCAGAAAGUGAAAACCAAAGGAAGACAGUGUCCUGAAUAGAGUGGACUCUUGAGCCAUUUUUGUGAGGAGCCGCCACUCCAUAGAAGGGACAUCAGUUGUGUUCAGGAGGACAGGCAAGUCUACGUUUCUUCUCUUUGGGAUGUGCCCGGGAACAACGGCAGGUGCAAUGGCUCCUCUGUGGAGCCAUUCAUCCUGGUGGCUGCCUCAGAAAAAUCUGCCCUUUGGAAUCUUUGCUGGGUUAAUAUCAAGAUGAUUUGUAAAUGCAAGAGCACUGAACCAACCACCAAUUCACGGCCACUGCCUGGAGGUGAUGUGUGCUGGGAAAUCCUAGUCACAGAUACACCUCAUCCCAGGAAUUCUACUCUAUAUCGUCUUACCAAGCAGCUAUUACAGAAAUAUCACAAGAAAGUGAGACCAGUUCAUGAUCGGACUAAGGCCACCACGGUAUACCUGGAUGUAUUUGUCCAUGCCGUAUUGGAUGUGGAUGCACAGAAUCAAAAAUUAAAGACCAGUAUAUGGUACUAUGAGGUUUGGGAUGACAAAUUUUUAUCCUGGAGCCCCACCAUGUUUAAUGGGAUUAGGGAGAUCUCUCUACCUCUAAACGCCAUCUGGGCCCCUGAUAUCAUCAGUGAGUUUGUGGACAUUGAAUGAUCACCAGGCCUCCCCUAUGUCUAUGUGAACUCAUCUGGGACCAUUAGGGACGCUAAGCCUAUCCAGGUGGUUUCCACAUGCAAUUUAGAGACAAACGCUUUUCCAUUUGAUAUGCAGAACUGCAGCCUAACUUUCAGUAGCAUCCUGCACACGGUGGAAGAUGUAGACCUGGCCUUCCUGAGGAGCAGAGAAGACAUUAAGCAUGACAAAAAGGAAUUUUUGAAGGACAGUGAGUGGGAGCUUCUUUCCGUGUCCUCAACAUACAACAUCCUGCAGAGCAACACUGGAGAUUUUGCAUAGAUUCAGUUUAACGUGGUGAUUCGCAGGCGCCCACUGGUCUACGUCAUGAGCCUGCUGAUUCCCAGCAUCUUCCUCGUGCUUAUGGAUCUGGGAAGCUUUUACCUACCACCCACCUGCUGAGCCAGGAUUGUGUUCAAGACCAACGUGCUGGUGGGCUACACCGUCUUCAGGGUCAACAUGUCUGAUGAGACGCCAAGGAGCACAGUGAGCACCCCUCUGAUUGGAGUCUUCUUCACAAUUUGCCUGGCCUUCUUGGUUCUCGGCUUAUUUAAGUCCAUCCUAUUGGUCACAUUCCUCCAUGAUGAGUGCAGCAGUGAGCAAGAGUGGCCCCUCUCAUGCCUUCAAGGGGACAUUGAUGCUGACGGGCCUAGAAGAGAUCCCCAAGCCCAGCCUGCUGGGGUGACAGAGCCCUCGGUCUGUUGAGAACACCAGGCCCAGUCAGAGACCCUGAAGGAAGUCUCGUUCCAGCUUAAGUCCAUCAGCACCUACUUCCAAACCUGGGACCAGGAGGACCGACAAGAGGUUAAGUGGCUGGCCUUCCUGGAACGUUUUGACCGACUGCUCUUUAAAGCGUGCCUCGUCGUGCUGGGGCUCUAUGCCGUGAGCCUGUGCUCCCUCUGGGCGCUGGGGAGCAGCUUGUGAAGACUGGAGGCUGUUGGUCUCACCAAACAUUCGCUUUCUCGUGCAGGUACUCACACCUAAUGAGGUACUGAAUGGCCCAGGGCUAGUGCAUUCAUGGCGAACAUGUCUGGCCAUCUCCAGGUACACAGUGAAAAGGAAGCCCGCCUUCUCAUUCCGGGCCACUCCCCAAAGGUGACACCAUUAGCCAUCUCUUUCAGAAAUUUUCUAGGUACAUACAUACUUGUAUGUUUUUGGGUGUUUGUUUGUUUGUUUGUUUUUGGUUUUAGUGUAAGAUUCCUUCAUCUCCCUGUUUUAUCUUAGUCACUCAGGCAGCUGUUCAAAACCUUUACUGAGUGUCAGUUAAGUCCUAAGCGUUAUGUUAGGACAUGACAGAACACAGAAUAAGUCAGUCACGGAUCAUUCUUCACUGGAAUGAUUCCCGAGGUCAACCUUGUACAAAGCAGAAUGCAAAAUUGUCACCAUGUCUGUAUCCUGAAGCUCUUGUUCCCACUGGCUCCGACGAGCGCCUCUUCCCCAGUACCUCACCACAGUUGGACAGAAGCCGGGCUCCAAACCUUCCAGACCCAAUCUAGCACAACCUGUAGUCAACGCAGACCAUGUAUAAGGCACUGAGCUGGGGGAUGGGCUUCAUGCAUGCCCCUUGGGUUCAAGGAGAUUAUAAUCUACUCUCCCUGUAGAAUCAGCUAGGGCCGCCAUAACAAAACACCACAGACUUUGUGGCUUAAACAGAAAUUUAUUUUCUCCCUGCUCUGGAGGCUGGAACUUUUCUUUGAGGCCUCUCUCCUUGGCCCAUAGAUGGCUGUCUUCUCCCCGUGUCCUCAAUGGUCUUUCCUCUGCAUGUACAUGUCUGUGUCCAAAUUUCCUCUUCUUAUAAGGACACAAAUUAUAUUGGAUUAGGGCGUACCUUAACAACCCCAUUUAACCUGAAUGGCCUUUUUAAGGGCUCUGCCUCCACAUACACAUGCUGAGGUAUGUUAGGUAUGUUAGGGCGUUAGGACUUCACCAUAUGAAUUUGGGGGGCAGGGUGAACACAAUUCAGUCUAUAGCACUCACAUGAUGGUGGACGCUUGGCAAGUCAAAACUGCACGUAAGCUGGAAGGCCAGGACCCAGGGAAUAGUUGUAGUUUGAGUCCAAAGGGGUGGGAGGUGUCUGCUGGCAGAAUUCCCACUUAUUCCAGGGGUGUCAGUGUUCUUCUGCUGAGGCGUCCAACUGAUUGGAUGAGGCCCACCUGUACUCUGGAGGGUACUCUAUUUCACCCAAGUCGACUGAUUUAAAUGUUAAUCUCUAAAAAAUACCUUCACAGAAACACCUAGGGUAAUGUUUGACCAAACAUCUGGGUCCUGUGGCCUAGCCAAGUUAACACACAAAACUAACCAUCACAGUCCCAAUGGCCCCUUCGUCUCCCAUCUGUGCCCACAGUUACUUGUCUAGAAAGAAGAGCCCUGAACACAUGGAACUGGGGUAACUGGUCAACUUCUGGCUCUUACUCUCCAGUGGCCCAGUCUGCCAUGAGUAUAGCUCACCUUCUGGCAGUUCCAUGGCCUCACAACCUGAAUUCUAAGGUGGAAGUGCAGGUCUUCCACAAAAUUUCCUUCCUCCUAUUUUGACUUUCUUCAUUUCUCAUGGCUUCUUAUUACAGUCUUCUGUCUAGCCAGACUAACCUGCCUGCUGUUUCCGUCUAAGCCUCUACUGUGAGUUGACAUAUUCUUUUGUUUCUCCAGUCUGUGUGCCAUUGCGUCUGAGGAACCUGCUCAAAACAGCCUCCCUCACCUUCUUCCCCUGAGCACCUCGUGACGGUCCCCUUUCUCUAUCUUUACUCUUACCUUAUUCUGUGUCCUUCCCCCUUUGAACAUUUUAGGGCCUUGUGUGUGUGUGUGUACAUAGGUGUGUGGUAUGGUAUAUGUGUACAGGUGUGUGGGUGUGUGCAUAUGUGGGAUGUGGGGUGUGUGUACACAUGUGUUUGUGUGGUGUGUGCACAUGCGUGGGUGUGUAUACGUGUGUGUACAUAGGUAUAUGGUGUGUGUGUGCGUGUGCACGUAUGUGUGGUGUAUGUGCACACAUGUGUGGUGUGUGUGGUGUACAUGUGUGUGCACAUCACUCAUCACACAGACCACAUACUCCUAGAAUAGCCAUCCCGUUUUCUAGUUCUAGUUCAUCCCCAUCUCGGCCCGGGUCCACACAGAGCUUCACUCAUGGCGAUUCUGCGCUAAUUGUUGCAGAGCAACGCAUUCUAGCUCGCUGCUGACGUUGGACACAUUUCUAGUGUGUUUUUCCAGGUCUGAGGGGGAAAAUCUACCCGAGGUCAGACUCCCAGCCCCUCGGCAUCCCUCUGCCCUCUGCCAGGGCAGCCAUCGGGAGGUUGGCGGGCAGACCACGGUUGGCUGAGAAUCAAUUCUCCUAACACUGCCAGCAGAGGACACGAAAGUCCAAAGCUGUUUGCUAGGAACUUUUUGCGGCACGAAAAUUGUCUUUUAAAAACCCUGCUCCCCCAUCCCCCUAAAGAAAAAGAAUUUAAAUUCAAACAGCCUUUACCUGCAUCCUCCCUCUCUCAUUACCUCCCAGUUAGUGCUCAACGCCAAUUGUCCAUGAAAUUCCGCUGCUGCUGCUAAUGAAAUGAAGAACAUAAGAAGUUUGUGAACAGGAAGUGUCCGUGCAAACCUCCACCUGUUUCCCUCCUCACUUCCUCCUCUGCCUCCGCCUGCUCAGUUAGCUUCUUGAUCGAUCCCUAGAUGUCUCUUCACUUCCUCCGCUGUCACGGGGGAAAAGGCUUGCAGUGAACUCCCCGCUACGUUGUCUCCUUCCUUUCCAGUUGUCCUUGGGGAAAGCGUCUGGUUUUGGUCCCAGCUCCAUCACUGUCCAACCAGGAGACCUUGAGCGUGAUUUCUCAGAGCUUCGACUAUGCGACACAGGUUGCUUAUACUUACUCCACCAAAUCACAGAACUUUGAGGAUUGGAAUGAAGCAAUGUAUUUAACAGCACUUUCAAAAGUAACUAAUACAUCACAAAAUAAAAAGAAGACCUGCCUGCUGUCCACAGACGGACUGUA